Humulus lupulus (European hop) is the source of this 1404-nucleotide messenger RNA. RefSeq lists its product as uncharacterized. The transcript has 4 exons. Bases 113 to 1138 code for a protein of 341 amino acids. Gene Ontology annotation, biological process: RNA processing. Gene Ontology annotation, molecular function: RNA methyltransferase activity; RNA binding. The record is from RefSeq and is a predicted model, not a curated record. NCBI's taxonomy places the organism in Eukaryota, Viridiplantae, Streptophyta, Magnoliopsida, Rosales, Cannabaceae.
AUUCUGGGGAUUUUUGGUCUGAAACUAAUAAAGUGGAUGGAAGUUUAUUAUUAACGAAGUAAUAUAAGUGGCAGAGAAGCGCUAAUGCAAAUCAAUUGAAAAGGGAGAAAGAAUGCUGUGCAUGAACGCAGUCUUACUGACUACUUAUCCUCCGAAGCUCAGACUAUGGAAUUCAGAGUUAUCAAUCCCAGAACGACGAACCCCUUUCCAUAAUAACUCUUACUCAGAAGAUAAUCAUGGCGAAGUCUCAGUGGGUUCGAAUAGUCCUUUGCCUUCUCAUGUCAAAUCCAUUACGAGCACGUCAAACCCAUUUGUGAAGCACUGUCUCAAGCUCCGCCACAGCUCCUCUUAUCGACAUACUCAUGGCUCUGUUCUCGUCGUUGGUGCCACACCUAUCAGGGAGAUAUAUGAAUUUCAAGAAUCAUUACAAGAGAAAACUGUCAAAAUGGAUUGUUUGCUAGUACUCGAUAAAGCUGAAAUACCUGAAGAGAUAGGUGGUUUUUCUGGUCGUAUCGUGCGUGUGAGCUCUGCAGUGAUGAAAAAGCUUUCUGGGUUGCAAUCAACUGAAUCUAUAGAAGCAAUUGGUCUCAUGAGCAUUCCUACUAGUUUUUUAAACUUAGAUGAUCAGCAACAAGAAGCAGGUUGUGAAAGAUGGUUCCCCGUUGCACAUAGGAUUCUGGUCCUCGACGGCAUCCAGGAUCCUGGAAACCUUGGUACGUUAGUCAGAUCAGCCAUGGCCUUUAGAUGGGGUGGAAUUUUUCUACUUCCUGGCUGUUGUGAUCCAUUUAACGAGAAAGCAAUCCGUGCAAGCCGAGGUGCCUCAUUUCAGCUGCCUAUAGUUUGUGGCAGUUGGUUCCAUCUUGAAUCCCACAUAAGUGAAUUUCAAGCGAAAAUGCUAGCUGCGCAUCCAGAUAGCCAUGAUGAAAUGAAACCAGUCAUUCAACUUUCUCAAAAACUUGCUGAUUCUUAUACAAAUCUUCGAUUGUGCUUGGUUUUGGGUAGUGAAGGGAGUGGCCUAUCAGAGAAAUCUCGACAGGAAUGUGAGCUUGUGAGCAUUCCAAUGGCUGGACAGUUUGAGUCUCUCAAUGUUUCAGUUGCUGGUGGCAUUUUACUGUACAUGCUGCAGCCUAGAAAUUAAAUGUUGGUCUCAAUCUACCUUUGAAAAUGACACUGGUCUAAUAUUCUACAAAUCUCAAUCAGCAUUGGCAUAAUCUCAAGAUGAGGUGUCUUGGUUGUAUUUUUAGUGUACAUAAAACAGAAAUGUAUUUUGCUUUAGGUAUGUAGGACAUUACGGUUUCUUGGUUUUAAAGAUAGCACAGGAUCCUUUUCUUGUAAAUUGGCAUGUAAAAGUCUCAAGAAAUAUAAACAAAUUCAGAAGAAAGGAAGGAGUAUAGUUUCAAGACA